AACAAAGUAUAAAAGCGUUGAUAACACACCUUCAUCUCUUGUGUAUGUGGAAGGCAUGGAGACACAAGGCCUUAUCAACUUCUUGUUAAACAGUAAGAGUUGUGUGUCAGCCACUGGUCCAUUAGCUGGUGUGCCACCAACUCUCCUCUCUCCAGUGGCCUUCCAGGGAGCUGCUCUCAAAACACUUAAGGUAAAAGGUGGCAUUGUUCGCCAGGACGGUGAUAUUCAACACAGCAUGGAAGUAUCUGGGCCGAUUCUACCUCACACUGUUCAACAGUUAACAACUCUACUCUUCAUGGCUGUGGACAAGUUUUCUAUUUCACUGAACCCUAUUGUGUCAACACUUGCAUUCUCCCAGCACAGUCACAAUGAAGCCAGUGCAGCACCACAGGCAUUUGCUCAAGAAGGACUGGUUGACUGUGGGCUGGAUGCAGCUCUACGUAACUUGAUCUGCUCACCACGUCAGAGUGAAGGAGAAGCCAAACUUCCUCUCUCAUAUAGGGAAGUAACUUUCAAAGAUAAUAAAUUCACUUGGACAGAUAAAUUACAAUGAUACAGUAAUAAAAUUAGGCUUUUUAAUAUAUGUAUUUAUUAAUCACUUGUGUAAAAAAACUGAUGUAAAGAACAGGAGAUCUAUGUUUAUUAUAGCUAAUUCCAAUGUAUAUGAAUGUAUAUGAAAGUAAGUUCUGUAGCAUAAUUUUUUUUACCAGGAUAUUAAAUAUUUUUUGUAAAGAGAUAAUUUAAUUACUGAGUAUGUAUCAUGUAUUGUCCAGCACUUGGAUUUAUUGCCCUCUUGCAUUUUUAUUUAUGUGACUUUUAUUAUUGUAGACUUACUAUUAUUAUUUUUUUAAAUCCUUAUCAUUACUCACUAAAAACACAUUUACAUAUUUCUUUGUAUGAAGAUAAAGAUACAAGGUGGCACACAAGCUUUUAUGGAAAUAUUUGACUAAGUGUGGAGUUUUACAGAGUCAAACAUUAUCUAGUUCUGUAUGAGCUUAUUCUGCAACUUGUCUUUAUGCACCAUUUCAUCUACAUUCAUUUUCUUCAUUGUCUUUGGUUAUUAGUUACAGUAGUGUAGAAAGGGUAACUAUCUCCUUCCAUCAUAGUCUCCUACAGCACUCAAAAUUUCCUUUGGUACUUUUAUAUUCUAUUAUCUUUCAAAGGGGUUGUCUUGAUGCCAGAGAAGGGCACCUGAUUCAGGGAAUUGGAGCAGUCCUCUGCCUCCUUAAAUCAAACCUGAUUUACCGCCCAGUGCUAUAUGACUUGCAUGGGUUUAGCACUUCCCUGCUGUCACACAUGGAGACUGCUGAGAUCACUAUAUAAAAAUAUUAUUUAAUAAUCCUUUAAAUUUAACAGAUACAUUCAGCUGUAAAUUUUGGGAAAAUUACAAAUCUAGAAAAUUUAACUGUAUAGUUAUUUUCAGCCAUCAUUUCUGCAUUUUUUAUAUAAAUGUAACUGAUAACUUAUGAAAUAAACA
This is a messenger RNA of Cherax quadricarinatus, 1477 nucleotides long. Lineage: Eukaryota; Metazoa; Arthropoda; Malacostraca; Decapoda; Parastacidae. The record is from RefSeq and is a predicted model, not a curated record.